Messenger RNA from Pocillopora verrucosa, 3069 nucleotides. Lineage: Eukaryota; Metazoa; Cnidaria; Anthozoa; Scleractinia; Pocilloporidae. The record is from RefSeq and is a predicted model, not a curated record.
AUGGAUUUGGCAUAUGAUGAGCACACUGGCACUUAUGAAAAAGAUCAAUCCAAUGAUCCUCCAAGACCUGAAAAUGCCAGACAGUUGUUGUUUGACACCUGGGUUAAAGCACAUUGCUGGUACAAAAUGCAACCAUUGGAUCAUAUCAGAGAUUACUUUGGAGAGAAAAUUGGAAUCUACUUUGCUUGGUUAGGUUUCUACACAUGGAUGUUGCUCCCAGCAGCCAUCAUGGGCCUUGUUUGUGUGAUUUAUGGACUUGUCAGACUGGAGUCUUACAUUCCUGUGAAAGACAUCUGUGAUACGUCUAAGAACUUUCCCAUGUGCCCUCGCUGUGACAAACGCUGUCCCUACUGGCCUUUAUCGGACACAUGCAUCUAUUCAAAGGUGGCUUACGUUUUUGACAAUGAGUUUACUGUGGUUUUUGCCAUUUUUAUGUCGAUUUGGGCCACCAUGUUUCUUGAGUUUUGGAAGAGGCGGCAGGCAGAGAUUGCUUACGAAUGGGAUCUAUUGGGAUAUGAGGACGAAGAGGAACAACCUCGUCCCGAGUACGAGGCAGUAGCGAUGGAGACCCGUUUGAACCCCAUCACGAAAGUGGAAGAGCCUUUCAUAUCGCUUGGGAGGAAAGUGCCCAGAUUUAUUUGUAGUUUCAGUUUCAUCAUCUUCAUGCUGGCGCUUGUCGUCAUCGCCGUGUUUGCUGUUGUAGUAUACCGUGUUGCAGUAUACGCGGUGUUAGCCGCAAGCAGCGACUACAACAUGGGAGCUGUAAACAUGGCCACGUCCGGCACUGCAGCUCUCCUAAAUCUCAUUACCAUCAUGCUCCUCAACAAGGUUUACGAAAAACUGGCGGAGAUUUUGACACGAUGGGAGAUGCCUCGCACCCAGACGGAGCUUGAAGACAUCUUUUCAUUUAAGAUGUACCUUUUCCAGUUUGUGAACUUCUAUUCGUCACUCUUUUAUAUUGCGUUUUUUAAACUCAGCCCUGGAAGGCCAGCAGAAUUUAACAGGAUAUUUGGUUUUCGACAAGAAGAGUGUAAUCCGGCAGGUUGUUUAUUUGAGCUCUUGGUCCAGCUGGCAGUUAUCAUGGUUGGAAAGCAGAUCUUCAAUAAUUUUAUUGAAAUAAUCGUCCCAAAGCUUCAGAACUGGUGGAGACGCCGUCAGAAUAUUGAAACCCCCGACUUGACCGAAUACACACGUUGGGAACUGGACUAUGACUUGACUCAGUAUCCCGUGCACGGGUUGUUUUAUGAAUACCUUGAGAUGGUGAUCCAGUAUGGCUUUGUGACACUAUUUGUGGCCGCCUUUCCACUUGGACCGUUCUUUGCCCUCAUCAAUAACUUGUUGGAAAUUCGUCUUGAUGCUUACAAGUUUAUCGUGGUUUUUCAGCGCCCAAUGGCAGCUCGUGCGCAGGAUAUAGGAAUUUGGUACGCAAUCUUGAAAGGCGUUACGAAGAUCUCUGUGGUCGUAAAUGGCUUUGUGAUUGCCUUUGUUUCCGAAUUCGUCCCCAGACUGUAUUACACCCUAGGUGAACACAACGACAGCUUGGAAGGAUUUGUAAACCACACCUUGUCGUGUUUUGCGGUGGAUGAUUUUCCUGAGUCUGAGAGACCUUCUGGAGCUGCUGCUGUUGAGUUCCCCCUAAGAAUUAACAGUUGUGGGUUUAAUUUAUCUACCUGCAGAUUCCGAGGGUAUUAUGAACGACCAAAAAUUACAAUACUCAACACGACCCUUCCAAAUCCGAAUGCUUACAAGUUCUCGACAGCCUAUUGGCAUAUUUUGGCGGCCAAGCUGUUUUUUGUGGUUGCCUUUCUGCACAUCGUGUUCGGUAUGACGGCAAUCUUGGCUUGGAUUAUCCCCGAUGUUCCGAAGGAAGUUGACAAUCAAGUCAAGAGAGAGAACUUUCUUGCCCGCGAAGCCUUACGGUCAGCAGAUCAACAAGAUUCUGUCUCUCCAGUCCCUAGGGAAAAUUCGCGUGGCCAGGAUGAAAUGUUGUGAAAUGUUGUAGAAUGUCGUGUUUUGACAGAAAUUAUCUCGUAGUCAACGACCUGUAACUGAUAUCGGUAUAGGUAGUUAAAUUUGAUAAUACCACCGUCGCAUAUUUUGAAUAAUUUCUUGUUAGAAACGUAAGGCAAAAUUCGAAAAUCUUCACCAAAAGCCAGUGCUUGUCACAAGCUGCGUGUCAUAGCUCGCUGACCCAUACGAUUGAUAGUCUUCAUUUAUAAACUCAGUUUAAUCUUUCGAAUAGCGAAAGGUCAGUACAUGUCUGUUUUAUAUAGAAUAAAGGGUGUACGUUUUACGUCGGUGGGAGAGUAUAGCAGGUAAUUUAGUGUUAACAACUGAGUUGAAAACGUAAAUUGGCCACCGUAAAGAGUAAAAAAGCUGACAUUGCGAGCGUUAGUCCUUCGUCAGAGCGAUGGCGAAGGGCUAACGCUCGAAACGUUCUGACGAUCUGACUGAAGGGCUAACGCUCGAAACGUCAGCUUUUUUACUCUUUACGGUGGCCAAUUUACGUUUUCAACUCAGUUGUUAACACUAAAUUACCUGUUUUACAUAGAUCAGCUUUCUACUUAAAUAGUGUAAAACUUUAUAGUAAGACUAACACCGUACAAGAUUAAUAAUUUGUAUUCAUAGUUGGUUUGUGUGGUGACUUUAUAUGCGAGUAAAGUAACGUGAAAUUGCCGUAGGGAACGAACUACUUUUCUUUUGAUUCUCAGGUUCGUUUCUUUAGCCUCAACUGAAAGACCUCGAGAAUUUAGGACACUUGCUAAUACAAAGCUUUUCUAUUCCUUCAUUACUUAUCACACCUUAUGUUUACCGGCAUUGAGUGGCUUUAAGAGAAUAUCAGGUCUUUUGGUUGCUUGAGAUACAAUAUUUAUUUUUCCAAUGAAGCCAUCCAAAUACGUUGAUGCCGUGCUAAGGUAAAGGAGUAAGGAUAGAUCCAUCCCGGACUUGUUUGUAACAGUAAUCAAAAUAAACUGUUAGGCAAUACAGACUUUGUAACAGUAGUCAAAAUAAACUGCUAGGCAAUACAGACUUUGUAACAGUAAUCAAAAUAAACUGCUAUGCAAUACA